Messenger RNA from Xyrichtys novacula (pearly razorfish), 8368 nucleotides. Lineage: Eukaryota; Metazoa; Chordata; Actinopteri; Labriformes; Labridae. The record is from the annotation of a GenBank genome assembly.
AGUCCUCGUUCCUGUGUGUGGUCUGUGUUUUUUAGCAAACACUCCCCUGACUUACUCAGUGUGUUAAUAUUUAGCUGCUUGUUCAUCCAGGAGGAUUCUUAGUCGUCAGAGUCUUCAGGAGUUUGUUCAGAUUUAAAGAAAAAGACAAAGAGUCUCUGUUCUCCUGAACUCUGAAUGCGGGGCAGUGAUUUGUUUAAAAGUUGUAGAUAAUGUGAGCAGAGUAAGUGAGAGUUUGAAGAGAGAUUAAAACUCGGACGAGAGACUCCUGUGAUGGCGCCAGAGUGGCUGACUGUCAUCGUGGCUUCAGGUAAGAACAAAACCUUUUAUUUUUCUGCAUUAUCUGUAUUUAUCCUGCUUUUAAACUGGCUACACUAGUGUAAAAGGUAACACAAUUCUUUUGUUUCUACCAGCUGUAAACACAUUUGUGUUAUCAAGGGUUCCCUCAGGUUUUUAAAAAUAAAAUUUAAGUCUGUAUUUUCACCGUUUUUUUACCAUCUGCUGUGUUGAUUUAUGUUCCUCUGUUAUGUAAAACCUGGCAAAACCAGACACAUUGUUCCUUUGUACUUUGGUUUCACCAAAAAUAUAUUAAAACUUGACACAGCAACUUCACUCUGAUGAUCACCUUAAAAAUAAUGACCAAAUAUAUACUGUAUGGAUAACUGGAAAUCCUGAACGAGACCUUGGAAUCUAUCAUAAAAAUUAGGGAUCACACAAUUGAUGACGUUGGCUGUUCAGAUAUCACAGUGACACCUCAAAUAUGUGACCUCUCAAAAGUGAAAAUCUGACUUUUAAAGACAUUUUGAGAGCUGAAAGUGUUUAAAUCUAAUCCAAGACUAUUGGAAGACCCAGUGGUCUAUUUUACAGAGGGUCUAUUCUCCAUCAGACUGUUUAAUCAUCAGGAUUAAAACAACAACAUGCACUUAUGCCCAGGAAGAGUUUCAUGGUCCAUUUUGUAUCCAUGCAUUUGUAUAAAUAUUGUCUCUAAGAUUCAGGAUAAAAAGACAAGUAUGGUCAAUACUUGUCUUUUUAACCUGAAUCUUAGAUAUUUAGAUCUCAGCUAAAAAUUUUGCACAUUAUUUCUAUUAUACUUUUAUACCUACAGAAUAUACACACAUUUUACUGGAAAUUAGUAAAAUUUCUUUUGUUCUCAGCACAUUUUCAUGUCUCGUUUUUGUAUCUGUGAGUGCUUUAAAGUGUCUGAAUGUCUGUGAUGUUCUUUUUUUGAUGUUAUUGUCUGACUGUGACUUUAGCUGCCAUUAUAAUGCCGUUUAAUAAGAUAUCUAUCCAGUCCUAACCCUGUUUGUAUUAGGCUUCAAAUUAAAUUGAUACAAAGUAGGUGUUAAGGUUUAUUUACAGCAUGUUGUUGCAUAGAGCAGCCAGUCUGAGAGCCGAUCAGAUGACCUUUUAUCUUUAGAUUAAAAAUGUAUAAAAUUAAGUUAUGACUUCUUUUCUUUUUCUGAUGCAGUGACGGUUUCAUGUCCUCCUCUUCCUCAGGCUCCUGUGUAGCUAUUGGUUUGGUGAUCUUGAUGCUGGUGGUGGUUUUCUAUGGAAAAGACCCUCUCUGCUGCAGAUUCAGAGUUGACAGGACUGAACAAUACAGCGUAAGAACACAAUGAAUCUUAAAAUGACCAGAAAAUAUAUUCAGUGUGUUGUUACAUCUACUAUGAGACCUUUAUGGCUCAUUUCAGCAGGAUGAGGUCAGCUUUAGAAGUCAAAACUUGAUCCUGCUUUUUGAUUUAAUACACAUUAAAUGGAACUUUUCAAUUGAAGUUAAUUCUUAUGUUGAUGUUUCUGUCCUCAUUAAGCUCUCCUUCUUCUCAGAGUUUUGCAGCUGACACACCUGUAAACAAAUAAGGCAAACGGGACAGCUUUGAACACCAUUGCUACCAUCACGACCUCUCUUUGCUUAAGUAACCUUGCUGAAAUCAGAAACUCAUAGGUGCACUCACAGGCUCUGCUGCCAUUGUGUGGAUUGCAUGACAGGAUAUUGCAAACACAUUCCCCCAUCAGAGAAAGUUGGAUUCCUGUAGUGAUAGGUUGCUCUUACGUCAGUGUUGCUGUCAUUAUUUCCCUAAAAUGGGAUUUGAUAUGACAUGUGUGAUCUGGUCAUCCCUGACACCACAGCUGAGACUUAUUGACCUCCAUGAUGGCUUUUGAUCAAUCCAUGUAUUUAAUGUAACUGGCUAGUUAAAAUGUGAGGCAUAAUUUUCCGGGCUGCCAGCAUUAACGUAUGAAAAGAGAAAGGUCAAAAAUUUGCAGCUUCCACGCCUGCUGCAGCUGCGAUUAAACAUAAUCACAAUACUGCUUUUUUCUGUGUGUAACAGUGUUAACUUUAAAAAUAAAGAAAUAUGACCCCCAUAUUUUAGACAAUGAGCACCUUGAAACUGUCUCUACCUCUAAGUCACAGUUGCUGACCAAACUGGUGUAGCAGUGCAGCAUUUAUUUCAAUAAUAAAAGUAAUUGUCAUUAAACUAUAUUUCAGGACACUGCAGGAUUCACGUCAUAGUAAAAUCUUUUGAGAAGCACACUAAUAGAAUUUAAAGCAAUGCAUCAGUUGUGAUUUACUUUGUCAACUCUGUUACUAGUGGCAAUAAAAAAAUAACUCUUUGACAGCCCUAAUAAUAUCAUUUUUAAGUAGCGAACAGACUAACAAAUGAUAAAUAGAAAUACUGUAUCAUUAACUAAUCUGGAAUCAUGUAAAUCCUCAUUAAUAUCAUGACACAUGACUUCUCUGCCAAAAGCCUGUUUUUAUUUCCAUACCUUUAUAUCUGCGAGGAGAGCUGUCCUACAUUGGUUAAAGUCAUGCAACAUUGUGUGGAAAGAGAAAAGUUGAUUUGGGUUGAGUUGGCAGUGGUAGGAAAGUGAUGGUUAAAAAGAAUGGAAAUGGCAUUCCCAGUUUUUUCAACCAAUCAGCACACACACACUUCAUUGCAAUCUAACAUACAAUUCAUGUAAAGAUGUGGAUUUAGACGUCUACUCAACGACUGGACAAGAAAGCAUCGAUACCAUGUUUGUUCUUUUUUUUUUUCAAGUGUUUGAUUUAUUGAUUGCCACCAGCAGUAAAGAGAAUCUCAACAAAGUUUAAAAGUACUCACAAUCACUGACUUUCUCUGCUCCCAGGAUGAAGGUCAUCAUUACCACAGCAGGCACACUUUGAUUGGCGUGGCCCAUGAUGAGGAAGUUGCUGCUGUGAACCAGGGAGCUGCUGGAUCUCAGGUAGAAACCUGAUGAGGACUGAUUGUUGUGAAUAUAAGGAGUACAUAAGUGCUGCUUUCAGAGGAGUCAUGUUUGUUUCUCCUCAUCUAGCUUCCUGGAAGGCUGUUUAUAAUCGGGAAGCCCAAUGAUUACUAUCUGAGUGGAGGUCUGCCCAGGCUGCCUUCCUAUGAGAGUGUUCGUAAGAAGGACCGGCAGAGACAGAUCCACAGCAUGAUCUCACAGCGCUUUGGUCUGAGUGGCUGUCCGGAUGAGGUGAGUGGACAAGAUAAUAAUAAAAGGUUCUGUUUGAUUUUAUUCUGGUUCUCCUAAAGUCAGAGUGGACCGAUCAUCAACAUCAGGAAAAAACUGUUUGUGUGGAAGGCGAAGGCAAGCAUAAUCCAUCAGAAUGGCAGCUGUGCUUCCACUGGGAUUAUUCUGGCAGUGAUUUAUUUAGCUUAAUUGGAGUGUGGCCAACAAUUUGUCCUUAAUCAAACAUCCCAACACCCCAGAAAUCUGCUCACCAGAGCCAAACCGUAUAAUGAUUCCUGCAAUCCUGGAAUAAAUCUGAAAUGUUCAAUGUGAGCCCCAUUCAACAAAAGUUGAGGCUGUUUUCACACUUAAAUCUCAUUUGAUUCGUUCUGAUUAAGAUAAAUACAAAAAGAUAAAUUGCCUCAUUUUUUUCUUGUGCCAUUACUUUUACCUGCUGCAACACUGUAAAACCAAAAAUCCGCUAUGAAUUGGAGGCUGAAUAAUGCAGAGUACAAAGCUAGAAGUCUUGGCUGAAGUCAUUUAAGGCAAACUUCUUGUUAUGAUGGGCUGUCUGACUCUUAUAUUCCACCAUGACGGUGUUCAGUAUGUCUCUGCUGCAACACCAUGACUGUCUUGACAGUAUAGGUGAUGUCAUAUUCAGACAGUAGCCAGUUGGCUCCAAAAUUCACAGUGAACCGAUCUUUAUUCUCAUAGGUUUUCUCUUUAAGGAGCACCCUUGGAUAUUUCACAUACUGAUACUUCCUCUACCCAUUUUUUUAAUUCCAGCCCCCACCACCGUAUGAAGAAACCCUUCGCCAGUCAGUUGAAAUUUUACCCUCACACCUGCACUCUCUGGAUGCUCAACAUUUGGUCCAGGAUUGUUCUUCACAGGACACACAUGACUCAAACCAACCAUUCCCAGCACUCCAAGACCUGCCCUCCUCCUCCUCCUCCUCCCCCUCCUCUUCCUCCUGCCCAGCACACAGCUCCAGGUUUCUGUCUAUCUGAGUUUACUGCCAAGCCAACAGGAAGACUUUUGCUGUUAGAGCCAAGAGAGAGGGACUAUCAGGAGUUUCUGGAGGGGGGGGACUUCUUCUUUCAGACAGAGCUGUUGAUCUUGGUCUGAGCUUUUCUCAUGGUAAUGACUCUGAUUCAAGCUGUACACUCCAAGAGUGACGAUGACACAUCACUGCAUUGUUUGUGCAAUUACUGGUGGAUUUUAAGUGGUGUGUUUUCCAGGAACAGUCAAAUGAGAGAGGAAAAAUAACAGUAUUCUUCUUUAGAAAACAAGCAGAACAUUUGAUAUUAAAGUCUUUUCCUCAGCUCUAACAGAUUUGACUUGUACCAAUGAAAUCACUAAGUGUUUGAUAGAAAAGAUAGAACGCUGUAGGACACUAAAAAAUUACCAGGAUGUAUCUAGGUAUCAAACUGUCUGUAUCUCCUGAGGAUCAAGAAUAAUAGACAAAAUUUUCAGGACACCUCGGACAAAACUGCUACAACAGCUUAUUUCAUCUCCUAUAUUUACUUUUGGCAGAAAUGUAUCAAGUGAAACAAUUGUGCAGAGUUUAUCAUCUGGUAACCUUGACUUUCUGCAAAGAACAUCUCGAUACUGUGUCAAGAAGAUGUCAUUAUUGAAACGUAUAAACUUUGACCAGAAAGUGUCGCGAGUGGAUAAGAUUUAAAAAAAUGAAGAUGGUUUUAUCCUCUGAGAAUCUUAAAUAAAUGUACCAAAGUAGCAAUAAACUGCUGAAUUGUUUGAAUUAAACAUAAACUUUUUGGUGGAACAAGAGAAAUGUCUUUUGAUUAAGGUAUACAUCACCCUCAUGAGAACACAAAUUAAUUAAUCAACUUGAAACAGCAAAAGUAGUUUAAGCGUCCAGAAGUUAUCCUCUGGGAAUCCUGAAUUUCUAGACAUCAAGGUAACACACUGAAUGUCUUUUGAGAUUGAACAAAAGAAAUCAAAACCUGAAUGGCAUUGUCUUUAUGGCAAAGGACCAAGUGUGAGGUGAUAUUUUUGGUUAGUUGGCUUCAUCCUCUGAGAACCAUGAAUAUGUGUUCAAACUGUCAAGACCAUUCAGCCAUUAGUUAUUGUGAUAAUCUGGACAAGGCAUUGCCAUCAAAAGUGAUUUCACAUCUAGGUUUCACACACUGAAAAAGUAAUGUUUCUCAAUGCAGUGUACAAGGAUCAUCUUCUGAGGAUCACGAAUAUCAGUAUUCAUUGAAAACACUACCUUGAUUCUCUAAAUGUACACAACUGAAUAUCAUCAACAAUAAAACUUAGAAUUAAACUCUUGAUUGAUUGAUGAAUUUGGUCCUCAAUGAAUUACUUUGCACCAACAGCUUUUUGAUUAACUAUCAUGGUAAUGUGGACAGGCUGUCAUGGUCCCCAGAGGAUAAAACCAAGUAACUCUAUAAGCUUUUCCCUGAGCUUUAGCAGUACCACCACCUGCAGAUUAAAAUGCUUUCCCUUCGAGUUAAACUUAGUUGGUGCAUUGGGAUGAUUCUCAGUACAAAUAUUUGUGGUUCCCAGAGGAUAAAUCCUGCAAACUUUAAUUAAAAACAUUAGUCUUACACUCUCUGAAUGUAUACAACUGAACUGUUUAACAAAAUCAUAUAGUAUUCUGAUCCCUGUUGAUGUUAAUAACUGUUCUUGCAGUUUGGUGUCAUGAAAGUUUUUGACAAGCAGGCAUGGUCUCCAGAGGAUAAGGCCAAGUUGCUUUGAUACAAUGUUUUUUUUUAGACAUGCCACCAAGCAGCUGAAAUCUGUGGUUUUUUGUGCAUUUGACAAACUUUUAGAUGUAAACAUUUGACACAGUUAUUCAUGGUUCUCAGAGGAAGAAUUAAAAAAAUUUUAGAGUUUCCUUGAAUUUUUUUUUUUAACUCAACAGCAUGAGGAAACACAGAUUUGAUCCAAGACCACGAAUCAUGUGGAGUUUAAUCAGAAUCACCACUUUUGCCCUCUCAAAAUUUGUGUUUAAAACAAAAAAAAUCUCUGAACUUUAAUCUCUAUUGAUCUAAAUGUCGCAAUGGUUUCGACCAAGUAUUGCAUGGAUAAUCACUCGAGUUUCAACAGGUAUUCAGAGGCAUUUUCAAACUGGUGGAGCAAGUGACAGACCUGAUUAUCCCAAAAGAUUAAAACUCUGAGUUUAGUUAUUUUUACUUUAAAGCACAGAUUCUUUAAACACAACAUUUACACCCUGCAAAAGUAGUGUGUCUUAGAGAGGUUAAACAGUAACUUAUCACUGAUGACUGUUAGUUUGAGAGGUAAAGUACGACUGCAGGGUUACUCUUUAACCCAAAUCAAACACUAACCACUGAAAACACAAACCCAAUCUAGUCCUCCUGGUAUCUUGAAGGACUAGAUUGUAUUGUUAGAGUACUUUUGUGCAUUGGUUGAAUAGGUUUCUAAAUUGAUACUGACCCAGAAAGGGAAUAUUUUUGUAGUUAUUCAGUAACCACAUGGCCUGUAUUUUUUCUUCUUCAUGCACAGGAACAGUAUAAGGCAUCCACUUGCGUACAUAUCUCAAUAAAAAUACUCCUAAAUUUACCCUCUCUGUAUAAUCCAAUUAGACUGUGGAGUUUGCAGUGACCCAAGAGCAGAGAUUUAUUCCCCCACACACUCCUCACAUCAAUCACUCUGCUGGUUCUGCUUCAUGACAGCGUUCAAACCCCCGUCCACUGCACCAGCCGUCACCCACACUCCCUCUGCAUACCACAGCUGCUUUACUGGAAAACAAAUGAUCCUGUUUGUCUCCUCAUUCCUGCUACACGUUGGCAAAGUAUCUCACUGAUAAACUCAUAAUGCUGACACUGUUUGCACAGAAAAGUUUAAUCUAAAGGCAGGAUUGAGCAGGAAUGGUUGAGCACCUGGAGACAGAGAAAUCAAUAACAGUCAUAAGGGCUUUCCUAUCAGGUUAACUCUAAGAGCAGAUUGAUCCUUUAUACUGACGCAUAUGAGGGUAAAAUCAAUCAAAGGAGCAGAAUACAGUUAUGUGACAAUGAUUGUGGGACACCCUGUGGUCUGUUUUGGUAUUGCAUGAUACCGUCCCUUUAGAAAAAUGCAUUUAGGAUCUCCUUAAAUUGCUGUUUUAACAUUCAAUAGCUGGACUAUUUACCUAAUUUUGAACUCUUUUCCUCCUUUCAUGGGGAUUUAUGAUGAUUUCUGCCCAAAUUUAUUGUGUUAUGGGCACCUGCUGGAUUAUAUUAGCCUGACAGUGCACAAUAGGGCUUCAUCAACGUACAUGUUUUGGAGGUUCCCUCGUGAUAUAUCCUUCUCUAUAACCCACGACUGUCUGGGUUUGUGUCGGUCCUUCUCUGUAUAUGAUACCUAACACCUCCUCAGACACGUCCACAAUGUCCUGACACCUAUUGCAGCAUCCUGCACUAUUAAAUUUCUGUCAGAAUUUCCCUGACCAUGUAAAUAAAUGCCAGGAGUGAACAUUUUUUUGUAAUGACACAGAAAUCAGAUGAGAUCCAGACUUUCUCUGAAAAUCAAGAGUAGUCAACAACAAAUAUCUGGGAUUUCUUUCAUGGAGGUUUUUCUAAUGAAUUGAUUCAAGUCCCAACUCAAGUAAAGAGUAUAUAAAAUUGUUCUUUAAAUUUCUAUAAUAAAGAUUUUAUAUGAUAUGGCUGCUAAAUGUUAAAAUAGCUUGCUGCAGGUUGAGGCCAGGGAAGGAAGAAGACGUGAAAACACUCGAGGACAGAGUGACAAAAACAUUCGACUGAGUGGACAGUUUUUUUUUUUUAUUCCUAUGACUGAAAUUAUCAUCUAAUUUAACAUGAAGUAAAAUAUCUCAACUUCAUGGACUCUGCUGUCUGCUGCAGUUAGAAGAGUUCAGAGAUUGUGCACCAUCUUGUGGUCACUUCUGGGAGUUGCACUUUUCAAACCCUGGGAGAUUCUUGAAUUCUUGAACUUCAGUGUCGA